ACUAUGUUUAUGGUACAGGUCAACGUUAGAGUCUACGACGCUGCAUCAUUGCCUCCCCUACUCCCUCCUUCCUCCUCCUGCUUUUCCUUAUCCAAGCCAAGCCAGGCCAGGCCAAGCAAGGCAAGUAGCUAAGCAAAGCAGACUCUAUCUCAAGUCUAAGUUGGGAAGCCAAAAAUGUCAGUCUCUAUUCCACUGCAAACGCCAACUUCUCUAAUAUCUCGCACAAGGCCUCAACUUCUCCUUCACAACCAUCCAAUUUAUACCCCAAAGUACUUGUGCCCAAAAUUACUGAUGAGAAAUAGAAACCACUACUGUCAUCGGUUUCCUACUUCCUUGAGAACCUUCAAAUGCUCCUCCCAGAGACAGUCUGAUGAUGAUCAGGCUCAAGAAUAUGAAUUUGAGAGGCUCUUUUCAAACCUCAACCAAGCCACACUCAAGAGAGAACCUGGAAGUUUAUCCAGUGCAAUAUUCCUGGUGGCGGGUACUACGCUGCUGGUGGUUAAUUCUCCAGGUGGGUGCUGGAAUCCUGGCCAUUCCAUCAGUGACACGAGAAUCUGGUUUUUUGGCCUCUGCAGUUGCUUGUAUUCUUUGUUGGAUUUUCAUGGGAAAUUAAUCACUACGGUAAUUGAAAACCUGGGACAGGUUGCCACCGGGCUGCUCAUUGCUGAAGUAAAUGUCAACACAAUGUGUGAACUGGGCUCUGGUGGUGUUUCACUGGUAUCCAUGGCCAGGAGAACUCUUGGGCCAGUUGGAGUUCAAAUUGCUUGUUGGUCAUACAUAUUUAUACAUUACGCCCUUCUUGUUGCCUAUGUGGCUCGUUCUUCAGAAAUUUUGACAAAUUAUCUUGGCAUUCCAUUAUGGGAAAGUGCAACAUUGUUCUCAUUGGUUUUCGGAGGCAUAUGCUACUUUGGAAGCCAGCGCUUUAUUGGUGCCGUUAAUGGGGUUCUUGUAUUUGGAAUCAUCUCUUCUUUCACUGCUCUUGUGGCUGUUGCAAGUGGAGGCCUAGAAUGGGAUGCUCUUCUGAAAGCCAACUUUGAAGCUGUUCCUAUGAGUAUACCAAUAAUUGCACUAGCAUUUGUUUACCAGAAUGUUGUACCGGUUCUCUGUACAAAUCUUGAAGGAAACAUGUCAAAAGUAAGGACUGCUAUUGUCCUAGGCACAGCUAUACCACUUGGUUUAUUUCUUGUCUGGAACGCUGUUAUUCUAGGAUCUAUUUCAAAUCUUGAAAUGAGCUCAGAUAAGAUGAUAGACCCACUGCAACAAUUGCGAUCUAGUAAUGGAGUUGUUGGACCAAUAAUUGAGGCCUUCUCACUUCUUGCAAUUGCAACAUCUUAUAUUGGAUUUGUUUUGGGACUCUCCGAUUUCCUGGCUGAUUUGCUGAAACUUCCAAGUGGUGAGAAUAGGCCUCAACCCUAUCUCUUGACUUUGAUUCCGCCUCUAGGACUUGCUUUGCUAGACCCAGAGAUAUUCUUUAAAGCCUUGGAUUUUGCUGGAACAUACGGAGUAUUGGUACUAUUUGGAAUUCUUCCUGCUGCAAUGUCUUGGUCAGAUCGAUACUCCAGUUCAUCGACAUUGUUGAAACUGCCAGAGCUUGUUCCAGGAGGAAGGCUUACCCUUACUCUGUUAAUGGGAUGUGCAGGAUGUGUCAUUCUUACUGAAAUAAUUGAGAACUUUGGGCACCCAUGAUUAUCAACGAUACUUUGUCUGGUAUACUACAGUAAAUGUAUUAUUAUAUACUUGAAGAGCAUCUCCAAAGAGUCACCAAUUAAAACUUAUAAUUCAUUCAUUUAAUUCUUGACUUUUUUAAUCGAAGGAUGAUAUAUAUAUAUAUAUAUGUAUAUAUAUUAAUUAUAAAUUUUGGCAUUUGAGCAUUUUACUCCAUAACAAGUAUAUGUAAUUGUA
Messenger RNA from Durio zibethinus, 1902 nucleotides. Its product is annotated as Tryptophan/tyrosine permease. Gene Ontology annotation, biological process: amino acid transmembrane transport. The record is from RefSeq and is a predicted model, not a curated record. NCBI's taxonomy places the organism in Eukaryota, Viridiplantae, Streptophyta, Magnoliopsida, Malvales, Malvaceae.